Carassius carassius (crucian carp) is the source of this 1503-nucleotide messenger RNA. RefSeq names its product family with sequence similarity 89 member B (gene fam89b). The transcript has 2 exons. The record is from RefSeq and is a predicted model, not a curated record. Lineage: Eukaryota; Metazoa; Chordata; Actinopteri; Cypriniformes; Cyprinidae. Bases 526 to 1050 code for a protein of 174 amino acids.
CGAGGUUUAGCUGUACAAGACAAAAGAAAACGUUAAACGAAAACAAAAGCUGGACUCCUUGGACUCCUGUCCAGUUUUUCCUUAUAUCUAAGGGUAGGAAUUUGUUUUUAUCUACCGAAUUUGAUUUAUGCGCUGCUUUCCCACGAAAUGUAAAUAAGGAAGAGCGUGAAAUCAAGUAAGUUACCUCAUGAAAGAACAGAUUGUCAAAGAGUUUAUUAGAGCGAAAUUAUUUUCUGUUACCUUGUAAACGAGCUACUAGUUACAGUCAGUGUAAACUAGCGGUUAACUUGUAUAUGAAGGAUCGCUCUUCCGGAAAUUAGUUUUUGGACGUGACAGUUGCAGUUUAAGGUCAUUCGUGCGCGCUCACCUUUCGUAUCUUUUUUUUUUUUAAAGAAAGAUACUGUAUUUCAUCUCAGUUGGAUAUGUUUCAUGGUGGUAAAAAUAAAUGAACAAAAUAACGACACUGGGCAUAGAAAAGAUUAAAACCAGGUUUUAAUUUUAAAAGCGAAAACAGUGGAAUCGGAAAUGAACGGGUUUCAGUCCAGUCCAGCGGAUUGUCCGGCUGGAAGCGUCUGCUCUAUUGAAGGCUUGCCUCCGUUACCUAAAGGGCUGAGCGGUAUCCUGAACUCGAGCGGAGGAUCCUGGAGGGACAUCGAGAAGGUCUACAGCAAGAGGACGCGCAUACAGGCGGACAUCAGCAAGUCCAGAGUGAGCGACUGUCCUGACCGCAGUAAACCAGCGAGCCUUGACGCAGCGCUGGCCGUGCUGCGCAAAGAGAUGGUUGGACUUCGACAGUUAGACAUGUCACUCCUGUGUCAGUUGUGGUCUCUAUAUGAGUCCAUACAGGAAUACAAAGGAGCUUUUCAGGACAUCUCUUCUUCCCUGUGCGAGAGCUCCUUCAACACCGAAAAUGGUUAUUCUGAAGAUGAAGAGGAGGAAGAUGAAGAUGAACAUGAAAGAGAGAGUGGGGAGACGCUGUUGUCCCUUCCUCAGCCCACUCAAAACUCUCGAGACCAGUGGAUCAAAGACUCCUUCCACAUCCCCAUUUAAUUGAAGCAUGUGCUCUAUCACCUGCAGUGUGGGUCUCGGUAUAGAUUCUGUAAGCAUCUAAAUGAAACAAGGCCUUUAUUUUUGUAGGAUACUAUUACAAUGGUGAUUGUAAGGUUGUUUCAAAGGAACUAUGAAAAACUGUCUUUUGUGAAAACUGCUUGUGAAGUCAUAAAGACCGGAUGAGGAUUGACAGGAAGAGGAUGUUGUAACCAGAAGCAGUGUGGUCAAGGUUGUUUUUCUACAUAUGGUAAAUACAUCAAACAAAAAACAUGCCUUACACAGUAUUCUCUUUUGUGGACACAAUUUCAUUAUAUUAUGUAGAUUCAUCAGAUGUAUAUUGUCACUCAUCGCUAUAUUUUCUCGAUCACUUUGCGACACUGUUUAUUUUAUUAUACAAUAUAAUUUUUUCCACCUGUCUUUCAUCAGUAAGUUAAACACAAUGUAGAAUGUGCU